AUGUGUGUAGAUUUCAAAGUGAAAACCCUGGCUGUGGAUGGAAACAAAGCAAAGCUAGCAAUCUGGGACACAGCAGGUCAGGAACGUUUUCGAACUUUAACACCCAGUUACUACAGAGGAGCUCAGGGUGUCAUUCUGGUGUAUGAUGUCACCAGGCGAGAGACGUUUGCUAAGCUGGAUAACUGGUUGAAUGAGCUGGAUACAUACUGUACAAGAAAUGAUCUUGUCAAAAUGCUGGUGGGAAACAAAAUCGAUAAGACUGUUCAUUGA
Sinocyclocheilus grahami is the source of this 270-nucleotide messenger RNA. Its product is annotated as ras-related protein Rab-18-like. The record is from RefSeq and is a predicted model, not a curated record. Gene Ontology annotation, molecular function: GTPase activity; GTP binding. The transcript has 5 exons. Lineage: Eukaryota; Metazoa; Chordata; Actinopteri; Cypriniformes; Cyprinidae. Bases 1 to 270 code for a protein of 89 amino acids.